This is a messenger RNA of Anthostomella pinea, 480 nucleotides long. The record is from the annotation of a GenBank genome assembly. Lineage: Eukaryota; Fungi; Ascomycota; Sordariomycetes; Xylariales; Xylariaceae.
AUGGCCCCGCGGCAGACCGUCCUCCCGCUCGCCUACCGGCUCUUCUUCCUCAUCAUCGAGCCCAUCUCGGCCCUCGUCGGCGCCUACUACGCCCACUUCCAGCAAGAUGCGUACCUGAGCAUGACCACACACGCCGCGGCAGUCGUCCCAUCGCCGGCCACCUCAAUCAUCAUGUCCCAGUUGGCGAAUCUGUACCUGCUCUUCGCGCUGAACGAAGCCUUGGUUCUGCGCUGCACCGGCGACCUCACGAUCUGGAAGACUGUACUUUUCGGGCUGCUCAUCGCUGACGUCGGACACGUGUAUUCGGUCAGCAGCCUCGGUGCCUGGGUCUACUACGACGCCACGCGAUGGAAUGCCAUCGAUUGGGGCAAUGUGCCGUUCGUGUAUCUGGGCGCCUCGAUGAGGAUCGCCUUCCUCUGUGGAGUUGGCCUGGGAGGACAAGGACAGGCUAAUAAUACCAAGACGCGGAAGGCGGCUUGA